Molecule: messenger RNA, 1722 nt
Organism: Gambusia affinis (western mosquitofish)
Lineage: Eukaryota; Metazoa; Chordata; Actinopteri; Cyprinodontiformes; Poeciliidae
Gene: rgrb
Product: retinal G protein coupled receptor b
Exons: 7
Coding region: 387-1268 (293 amino acids)
Biological process (GO): G protein-coupled receptor signaling pathway; visual perception; phototransduction
Cellular component (GO): membrane
Molecular function (GO): G protein-coupled receptor activity
Source: RefSeq, a predicted model, not a curated record
CACACACUCAAAGUUGAAGUAAGUACAGGAAAGGCUAUAGUUUUUGUCCACCAGCAAAGGUUCUACCCAGUUGACGUUUCUCAGCCUUCAGAUCAAAUAUUUAUUCAGAAAAGACCUUAAGAUUGUUUUCUUUCCUUUUUUAUGCGAUCAGUAAAAGUUGCCGUGAGUUUGCUAAAAGUUUGCUCGUUAGGACAUUCCUCCGAGGAUUGCAAAAGUGGACGGGUGGUGGUGGGGGGAGUUUAACCCAGAUUAGUAUCUUUAUGCUUUUUCACGUGAAAGAGCCCUUAUAAAAACAGACGACAUCUUGAAGAAAACGGUGGUUUGAUUGUUGCUGUUUUAAGGAAAAGAACUGAGUUUGCAGCUAAGUUUACUUUAUACAUCCAAACAUGGGAACUUAUACACUACCGGAGGGAUUCUCGGACUUUGACAUGUUUGCAUUCGGCUCUGCGCUUCUUGUUGGGGGGGUGCUGGGAUUCUUCCUCAACGCCGUCAGCAUCCUGGCCUUCCUCCGAGUGAAGGAGAUGCGAACUCCCAGUAACUUCCUCGUGUUCAACCUGGCUUUGGCUGACAUCAGUCUGAAUGUAAACGGUCUCACAGCUGCUUAUGCCAGCUAUCUCAGGUACUGGCCAUUUGGUCAAGAUGGUUGUAAUUAUCACGCUUUCCAGGGGAUGAUAUCAGUCCUGGCUUCUAUCAGUUUCAUGGCUGCGAUCGCGUGGGACAGAUAUCACCAGUACUGCACCAGACAGAAGCUCUUCUGGAGCACGACAGUGACGAUGAGCAGCAUCAUCUGGAUUCUUUCCAUCUUCUGGUCCGCCGUUCCACUCAUGGGAUGGGGCGUCUAUGACUUUGAGCCAAUGAGGACAUGCUGCACGCUUGACUACACUAGAGGAGACAGGGACUACAUUACCUACAUGCUUACUUUGACGGUCCUCUACCUGACUUUCCCAGCUGUCACCAUGUAUUCUUGUUAUGAUUCCAUCUACAAACACUUUAAGAAAAUUCAUCAUCACAAGUUUAACACCAGUUUGCCCUUGAGAGUAUUGCUGUCAUGUUGGGGCCCUUAUGUCCUCAUGUGCAUCUAUGCCUGCUUUGAGAACGUGAAAAUUGUCUCUCCAAAACUGCGAAUGUUGCUUCCAGUUGUUGCAAAAACAAAUCCCAUCUUCAACUCUCUUCUCUACUCAUUUGGAAAUGAGUUCUACAGAGGAGGAGUUUGGAACUUCCUCACUGGACAGAAGAUUGUUGAGCCAGACGUUAAGAAGUCCAAAUAAAUAAAACCAAUUAACAUGUUUCUCAAAUCAUAUAAAACUCUAAUUCCCUCUUAUGAUAGACUCCUUAUACUAAUAUAGUUAGCUGUAAAGCCAUUGUGAUGCUCUUUUCUCCCUUAAUUAGACAGUAGUGAACCCUCUUGACAGUCUUUCUGUUUGUACCUGUCUCAUGAUGGAUUUGUGAAACUUAAACUUUUUUCUGCACCAAACAACUUCAAAUGUUUUUAUUAACAUUCUACUCAGUAAAUGAAAGCUACUGCUGCUGCUUGUCUUGCUGUGUGCUUUGUUUUAAAGCUGUUGUACCUGGUUAUGCAACGUCUCUUUAAUGAGAGGAAGCAGUGACUGUGUUAAGACUGUCUUACACAAUAUUACUACACUUGAAGUGCAGCGAGUCUAAUCAUUUAUUGUAAUGUAUUCAUGAAGGAAUAAAUACAAACAUGUUGUAGUGGUUAUUUUA